Messenger RNA from Paraglomus occultum, 1674 nucleotides. The record is from the annotation of a GenBank genome assembly. NCBI's taxonomy places the organism in Eukaryota, Fungi, Glomeromycota, Glomeromycetes, Paraglomerales, Paraglomeraceae.
AUGUCGACAAGAAACUCGAAAGUAAAAGAAGAAAAAAAAAGCAACGCAUUUUUCCGAGAUGAAGUCAAUUCCGUUGUAACCACCAAAAGGGUGGAUUGGAAGACGAUAACUCCUCCACAAUGCGUGACAGUUACUAAUAUAGCGAAAACUCUCAGGGCCAAUUUCGAAGCUAAACAACAACUAAAGACCGAAGAAGAAGAAACACAGAGUAUAAACCCAAAGAUUCUGCUAGAAAGUGAAAGCAUUGCGACUGUUCGAAAAGAGAACCUGUUCAGUUCUGAGGUUACAGAGUCCGAGCAAGAUAUCAUUGAUAAACGGGUCGCUCUUCAACGACGUCACUAUGCGGAAUUUGAAAAACGAGAGUAUGAACGCAAAGCCAAAAAAAUUCGCGACAUAUUCGAAUUUUUAAUUGACGAUGAAAUUAAGGCUGCGCUAUCGGAUUGUGAGAACGACGAGGAAGAAGUCAUCGUUCGAAUGACACAACAUGGAUAUUUACAUCAGCUCCGAAAGAAGCUAUCAGAAAAACAAGGAAAGAUGUCUUCCAAACAAAUGAGUGAAGAACAAAAGGAAGCGUACGAACAGCUGUUAAAGAAACGUAAAGAAACUCUCAGAAAGACCUCGGGUUUAUCAAGUAAAAAUCAAUAUCACCGCAUGAAAGGCCGUCUCACACUCGAUGAAGCUCUGAAACAAGUGCAGGAUAAUAACAAAGAUCUGGAAAAGGCUUUUGAGGGAUGGUCCGAAGCUCGCAUUAAAGCAUACAAAGCAAUUGAAACGAAACCGAAUACUUACUAUUAUCGAUUCAAUGCACCAGGAGAAGAGCAAAAGAAAGGGCCAUGGACAGAUGAGGAAGAAAAACUCUUUUUUCAGAGGCUUGAAGAAGUAGGAGCAGAUGGCCAAUGGGGUCUCUUCUCGAUGGCCAUACCCGGACGCGUCGGAUAUCAAUGCUCAAACUUCUACCGUCUACUUAUCGAAACUGGGCGAAUUACCGAUCCCAAUUACGUGCUUGAUCCAAAAGGCAAAGCACACUAUCUGUUUAGCACCAAAAACAAACAAACUGGUGUGACAGAGAAAACUUUUCGAACUCAUGUGAAACAUGGAAGUAGGAAUGCACGCGCAAGUGGUGGGUUGUCGAGCUCUAGUUCGGGUUCGAGGUCAGUGCUUGUUCGGCGGAAACGUAGAAGAACUCGGCUGACUAGUGACGAUGAUGAGGAUGAAGACUUUGAUUGUGACGAUUCGGGUAGUUACACUUUAAAGUCGUGGAACACCUCUAAGAGGACCAAGACAAGAGCAUCUUCUAGUAAAGAGGAGAGUGGGGAGGAAAUAGAUCCUUUUAUGCAGCAAAGAAAUGAGAAUCCUCUACCAGGAUUUACAGAUCCGAUCACUUUGGAUGAAGUGGUCAAGCCAGCAAUGUCGCCUUACGGACAUGUGAUGAGUUACGACAGCUGGGUUCGAUGCCUUUCGUCCGAACCGACGAAGAAUAUUUGUCCGUUGACUAAAAGACCUCUGACAAAGCGAGAACUUAUUAUCUUGACUGUAGACAAUAUCGAUCAGUAUAGGUCAGCAUCACAUGUCUGUAAAGCAUUGUUGAACUCGGUCGAGUUGCAGGCUUACAUCGCUCCCAACAGCUUUCACAUCACAUCCCAAGACUUACCGAGGUUUUGCGCUGGGACCUAG